Messenger RNA from Peniophora sp. CBMAI 1063, 1521 nucleotides. The record is from the annotation of a GenBank genome assembly. NCBI's taxonomy places the organism in Eukaryota, Fungi, Basidiomycota, Agaricomycetes, Russulales, Peniophoraceae.
AUGCCAGCCCGGAGGAAGGCUCAAGAAAUCAUGAAGAAGACGGACGGAGGAGAUCAGACGAAGACCUCAUCCCCAACUGCUAUCGAUUGCUUGCCUACUGAGAUCCUAUGCGACAUACUUGACCUCUUAUAUGAGCUGGAAGGAGAGUCGCCUCGGGCACUUUAUCGAUUCAUGCGGCUAUGUCGGCGUUUCAGAGACAUCGCAUGUUCUGCAUGUUCUCUAUGGGCCCAACACGUCCUUGCGCCCAUGAGUGCGAUAGAGACGGGCGAUGACGCCGAGACUCAACGCCGUGCGACCUCGUUGGUGACGACAUUGUCCGAGCGUUCAAAGCCGGCGUUGUUGAGCUUGCAACUUCCGUCUGGUGUACGUGCACCCCGCAGCAUCAUGGACGACCUUUUCCCUCCGCUCUUCUUCAGGGCCCACAGCAUUACAGUAGGGAACAUCAGGCGGAAAAGAUAUGACGUGGUUGAAUUCUGGAGCUACUUGAAAACAUCUGUAGAUGUUCCGAAUCUUGUUUCGUUGACAGCCUAUAUGUCUCCAUUCGCGAAGUUAGCCAACAAGUACACGCAGGCAUUUCCCUAUCACACUUCGACAGCGGGUCGAGCUCUGAACUUGUCCUCUCUCCGCGACCUUCGUCUUGUCCAAGCCCUACCUCCCGGCCCGUUCCCCGAUCUACAAUCUCUUCACAUCGAACUCGAUGAUAUGGCCCUCGACCAGACAUCGCAGGAUUUCAUCGCCUAUCUUCAUCAUACGCCACAACUCAAGCGUCUUACAUUGCAUCACUGCCUUUUGGAUGCCAAGGGCCCUUUGGAUUUCGAACCGAUCGAACUCUCGCACCUUGAAUACCUUCAGUUGACCUGUUCGCCAACUCCAUGCGCCCUCUUUCUCGAACGCGUACUCUUCCCAUCGAGUACAAUUGUGACAUGGAAAGACUCCGAGCUCACACGGGAGUUCAAUUACGAUCUUGAGAGGAUGCUGGAUGCCUUGCGCGAGCGUUUGAAGCCAACAUCACGGCGUCAGUACUCGGCCAUAUUGCGCAUCAGCAGCACAGAGGACGACCCGGAGUCGACCGACGACCUGAGCAAGGAUGUCUCUUCAUACUGGGCGGGCGACCUUUUCGUCACAUUAGCAUUAUAUCGCCAGAUGGACCAUCACGAAUCUCGCCCAGAAUCCGUUGACACGCUCGAGAACCUAGUGGUUCGACUGGACUGUGUCGGGUCCCUGAAGUUGCUGAAGAAUGACAACUUCCUUCUCCUCGGUCAACCCAGCAGUGUGACCUCUCUGGCCGUUGCUACCAUGGAUGGCGCCGCGAAUGCGGUCUGGAGCAACCACAUGUCGGAGGUGAUGCAUUGUCUCGCAGCAACCAUCGCAAUGGUCCUGGACCCAUCAAUGACGCCGCAUCUACAACACCUGCGAAUUCGCGAACUGGGACAGUACAACCGAAGCCAGUGGGAUGUCAAUCCCUCUAUGCUGUUGUUGGGCUACUCGGCAGAUAAGCAAUUGAGCGACGGCCUCCAAUAG